This is a messenger RNA of Oldenlandia corymbosa var. corymbosa, 1989 nucleotides long. Lineage: Eukaryota; Viridiplantae; Streptophyta; Magnoliopsida; Gentianales; Rubiaceae. The record is from the annotation of a GenBank genome assembly.
AUGAGCACAGCAAACCAACAAGAAAAACCACCCAGAUUCAAUAGAAAAACUUUGUUUAACCGUGCGAUGAAGAAAAAAUGGGAAGAGGUCAAGACUGAGUACAAGAAAGAUCCCAUCAAUGCUGGUAAGGCCAAGCUAACUAAAUCAGAAGAGACAAUUUUGCACAUUGCUGUCUCAAGUUACAAUAAAGAUCAACCCAAUGCAAGCAAAAAACUAGUUAUGGAACUGGUGGAAUUCAUUCCAAAGGUGGAGAGAGUUAAAAUACUGAUGUCGAAGGAUGGCAAAGGGAACACACCUCUUCAUCUAGCCGCGGCACUUGGAAGUGUGGGUAUCUGUGAAUGCAUAGCGGGGGAGGGUAAAGAGCUCAGCAACAACGGGAAUGACAAAGGUGAAACUCCAUUGUUCUUGGGAGCUCAUCAUGGACAAACGGAAGCAUAUACCAAGCUUCAUGAGCUUUACAAUGAAGAUAAAGAUGAGAAGCCAGAUGAGUCGGUCUGCAGAAGGAAGGAUGGUGAUACCAUCCUGCACUCUGCCAUAUCCGGAGAAUACUUUGAGCUGGCAAACCGAAUAAUCAUUGACUAUCAAAAUUUAGUAAAUGCAGUAAAUGAAGAAGGCUAUUCUCCACUCUACUUCCUUGCCAGGAAACCCAAUCUAUUUGAGAGCAGCAGCAAUCUUCAACUAUUUGAUCAGUUUAUGUAUCGCUGUGCAAUUGUUCAUGAAACAUUCGAGAAAACUAGUCCGUCCAAGGGAGAUGAUACUUGCUACCCAGCAGCUAACUACAAAACAUGUGGGAACUUGUUGUCUUUGCCAGGGGCUGCUUUCAAGCUUGUUUUUGGUCUUGAGAAAGAUUGUGGAAAAAGAAGACAAGAAAGAAUGGAUCAUGAGACUUAUUUGGAUAACUAUGCGGAAUACCAAUAUCAGAAUCAACCAGAGAUGGCUACUACAGAAACAGUGGAAAAGAAACAUGAAACACUUACCGAAGGAAAGAAUGCCAAGGAGACACCAUUUCUACUAGCAGCAAAGAUGGGUAUUACGGAAAUGGUAAAUAAGAUUCUGGAGGAAUUUCCCGUGGCCAUUCAAGACGUAGACAGCAAUGAGAAGAAUGCCCUACUUCUGGCAGUUGAAAGCAGGCAAAUAGAAGUGUUUCAUUUGCUGUUGGAGAAGAAGCCACCCGAAUCUGUGCUUUAUCAAGUGGACAACGAGGGAAAUAGCGCUGUCCACCUUGCUGCAAAUUUCAGAAUCAACAACCGUGGCGGAUUCCAGGUGCUGCAUUGCAGAUGCAAUGGGAAAUCAAGUGGUAUAAGGUACACAUAUGAACCACUUUGUAAACUAAUUUCCUCUUCCAACACAAUUAAAAAACAGAAGAUAUAUGAACUUCAAGCACUCAUUGCGACGGUGGCAUUCGCGACGUCAUCAACAGUGCCAGGUGGUGUUAAUCCAGAAAGUGGCAAUCCUAUUUUUGAAGGUCAGCCUGCAUUUCUAGUGUUUUCUAUAGGUUCAGUAGUAGCCCUGUGUUUUUCUGUCACUGCCCUGGUGUUUUUCCUAGCAAUCCUUACCUCAAGAUGCAAACAAAAGGAUUUCAGAUCUGAUUUGCCACAAAAGCUUCUGUUUGGAUUAAGUUCCCUCUUCACCUCCAUAGCUGCAAUUCUGAUCUCGUUCUGUGCGGGACAUUUCUUCCUUCUAAGAGAUCAGCUUGAAAAUGCAGCAUAUCCAAUUUACACCGCCACAUGUUUGCCAAUAACAUUCUACGCUUUUGCACAGCUUCCCUUAUAUUUUGAUCUUGUAUGGUCCAUCAACAGAGAAGUGCCCGUUCGUCCACAAGGGUUUUUAACACUCGCCUCAGCACAACCUCUUUCCCUACCUUCUUGUUUCGAGAAGGAUGAAGUUGUUCCAAGAGGUCAGAUUGGACGAUUCUGUCACCUUAUUGUGAGAAAUCCUGAUCUGUUCUUUUGUGUUGUCCAUGUGAUGCUCAAUUCAAUUAGGCUAUAG